UUGGGAUCUCUCGAAGUUGCUGGCUAUUACCCGCUCAUUUCAUCCUGGAAGACAAAAGGCACAGGGCGGAGACACCACGUUGUGAUAUGCCAAGCAUAGUCCGCUCCGCUUCAAGGCCGAGAGGAAAAGUGAGGACCUUAACAUAACGCACUCAGCCUCGAGGUUGGGCCAAUCGAUGCCGUUUGCAUGUCAUGCCGACAGCGGAAUACUCCAUAUGUCUUCAUGGUCUUCAGCUUAACAUCCCACACGGUGUGUCUCCCACUCUUGGCUCUCAUCGACUUUGUCAAGACUGUUCGCAUUCGUGCCUUGGCUUCACAACCAUGACCAAGGUGACGACCGGGUUUACACGGCCAUGUCACGCAAUGAAUGGCGACAUCCGCAGGGAGAAGUGCACCCAGAGUCAAAAACGUGAAAACAGGCACGGGAUGACCGAGGUGGGCACUCAACCACACGGUAAGUUGUCGGAAGAAAUUUCUCGCAAGCAGAAUGCGUACGGGUAUAUUAAAUCAGCGUGAUACUUCAAGAUAUUACGUUUGGGGUUCUUUACACUUCCUCACGCAUCGGACAAUCUGUUCACACCGAGUCCCUCAUAAUGCUUUCAAUUUCGUUCCUCGUACUUGCCGGGGUCUCCUCGGCCAUUGGUCAGGUCACUUAUACAGGAUGCCAUAACCAUUCAACCGUGGAAUACUGUUACGGCCCUGAUGGCGAGGAAACGGCACUUGCCACGUACACUUCGGUGCCCACCAUGACGACAUUCUCGACAUCAACUCUUCCCGCAUCUGUUUCAGCAUCAGCAUCAGCGACGACUUCGUCUGGUCAGACUACGGCUGUCACUGGAUGCCAUACUCAUGAAACCAAUACCUUCUGCAUCAACGGCAUCGGAAAUGAAGUCCAGAUCUCCGGAACGGCGACUGCCACUGGAGCACCACCGGCCCAGUACACUGAUUGUCACUCACACGGAAAUGACCAGUACUGUAUCGGUCCCGGGGGAGAAGAAGUCCAGGUAAUGUCCGAAGGUGCACACUCGGAGAGCGGCCAUGAUGAAGCGGAUGGAGACAAAUCUGAAAUGGACUGCCAUUUUCAUGCCGGUGUUGAACAUUGUGUCCCAAAAGGUGGGUCGGAAAGCAGUAGCAGUUCUGCGUCUUCUGCGUCUUGUGAGCUUCAAGAGCGAGAUUACAACAUUGGGCUGCGAGUGGGAACAUUGUUUGUCGUCUUGGCCACGAGUGCAAUCGGUGUAUUUGCACCGAUCUUCAUGGCCAGACUACCCUUUCAGAAUAUCAACUCCAUUCUGUUCACGACUGUGAAGCAAUUUGGUACUGGGGUUAUUGUUUCGACAGCAUUCGUUCAUCUUUACACACAUGCGUCGCUCAUGUUCAACAAUCAAUGUCUAGGGGCAUUGGACUACGAGGCGACAACUUCGGCGAUUGUCAUGGCAGGCAUCUUCAUCUCGUUUCUCUUCGAAUACCUCGGACAUCGUAUCAUUCUAGCUAGAAAAACUAGAAGAUAUACCGACACAAGUGCGAACGCUACGACCACGAAUUUGCCCACGAAAGAGGAUGACUCCACGCCAACUUCUGCUACCUCAGUUCACGCUGUGAAUUCUGUCACUGGUCCUGAAACUUCACGAAGCCUCGCGAGUCUGGGCCACAGCCAUGGUUCAGCAGUUGUUGAUCCGACCAAUCCAAACUCAAAAUUGUCCGUGUCUAUAAUGGAAGCCGGUAUACUGUUUCACAGUAUUCUGAUCGGUUUGACCCUCGUUGUUGCUGGAGAUUCAUUCUACAAAACCCUGCUGGUUGUCAUCGUAUUUCAUCAAUUCUUCGAAGGCCUGGCCCUAGGUGCGCGGAUCGCCCUGCUGCCCAAAAAAGGAACAGGUUCAUCUUUCUGGCGAACCAAAUUUCCGAUGGCCACGGCCUUUGCUCUGAUCACGCCUCUCGGAAUGGCGAUCGGGCUGGGGGUCAUACACAGUUUCAACGGCAAUGACAGGGAUACCAUUCUCACCAUUGGAACCCUGGAUGCGCUUUCCGCAGGGAUAUUGGUGUGGGUUGGCAUUGUAGACAUGUGGGCCAGGGAUUGGAUCAUUGAAGGUGGAGAGAUGACUGCGAGGAAUUUGGGUUAUGGAAAGAUCGGUCUUGGUCUCUUGAGUCUCGUGGCUGGUUUCAUUGGAAUGAGCGUGCUGGGAAAAUGGGCAUAAUGAUGGGACCACGACGGGGAUUAAAAAAGUCUGGAAUAUGAAUGGUUGGAACUUUUUGGUCGAUUCCACUAAUAGCAACAUUGUCUUGAACACACUGCCUUGAGCCCUGUGUAUUUCGCAGCCUCGUCUUCCACAGCCUUGUCCCACCGGCGCCACCCCGGGGAAUCAAUAAUCUAUGACAUCGUCCUUUUUUUCCCUGCGCGAGGAACAUGAACAUAUGUAAAUGUAUUAUUGUUGACUUU
This is a messenger RNA of Exophiala oligosperma, 2433 nucleotides long. RefSeq lists its product as uncharacterized. Gene Ontology annotation, molecular function: zinc ion transmembrane transporter activity. Bases 593 to 2191 code for a protein of 532 amino acids. Gene Ontology annotation, biological process: zinc ion transmembrane transport. The record is from RefSeq and is a predicted model, not a curated record. The transcript is spliced from 3 exons. Gene Ontology annotation, cellular component: plasma membrane. Lineage: Eukaryota; Fungi; Ascomycota; Eurotiomycetes; Chaetothyriales; Herpotrichiellaceae.